AUACAGACCUUCUUUCAGCGUUGAGGCUGUUUCUGGUUCAUAUUUGUGACGAAGCGGCGACAGAAACCGUUGGUAUCUGUCGAGGGAGGCGUGUGCCUCUGCAUCCCCUUAUGUGGAAGGCGGAAGUGGCGCACCUGUGAGCUGACGUCACAUACCGACGAUACCUGCAGCACGUCGUUUGCCCAACUCGCUCAGUUUGAAAACUUCCUCGACGAAGAAACUGCGGCCAGCGCGAACACCUGCCGAGGAAUAGACGACUUCACCUGGUUGUCCGCAUCUCAAGGAGUACUUUUGGGGAUUUCCGGGCAGAUGAGGGCCGCCACGUUCGCGGUGUGGGGAACUUUGUUCGUCGUUCUCCAGGCUUUGGCUGUAGUUUCUGCUGAGGAGCAAUCAUGUGUGCCGGGAUUUCAGUCAGACAUGGUUUUCACAGCGAGCAGAAAGCACCUCACCAGGGGAACAGUACUGGGCAAAGUGGACUUCACAGACUGCUCAGAUCGCACGAGAUUUCGUUUCAGAAGUGAAGAUACACGUUUCAUGGUACAAACUGAUGGUGUCUUGAAGGUAAAGAGACAGGUUUCUCUUCAUGAAGGACACCAUGACUUUUUGGUUCACACCUGGGACUCUCAAGGGCGCAAGAUGACCAUUCCUGUCAGGGUAGUGCAUCGUGGCAACCAUCACCAAAAUCCUGAGCUUCAUCCAGAGAGUACAGGUGAUGCUGAGGUGCCUGUUCUGCAUUUCCCAAAAUCUAACGGAGGAUUAAGGAGGAGAAAGAGAGACUGGGUUAUUCCUGACAUUAAUGUUGCGGAGAAUGACAGAGGUCCUUACCCGGUCAAAGUAUCUCAAAUUAGGUCCAAUGAAGACAAAAUAAAGAAAAUCUUUUAUAGCAUCACUGGUCCAGGAGCUGAUCAGCCUCCUGUUGGACUUUUUACCAUGGAUAGAGAUACUGGUAAUCUUUAUCUCACACAACCUCUGGACAGGGAAAAGCAGCCCAAGUACUUGUUUCAAGCGUACGCUGUGGCAGAUGGUGCUGGAAAUGCUGAGGAGCCUAUGGAAAUUAUUGUCAAUGUAAUUGACCAGAAUGACAACAAACCUAUUUUUACAAAGGAUACCUUCUUGGGAGAAGUGGCUGAGGCAUCCCCCAAAGGUUUUGAGGUCAUAAAAGUGAAUGCCACAGAUCUGGAUCAGGAAAACCAUGACAACUCUGAUCUCCGUUACCAUAUUAUGAGCCAAGAUCCACAGUUGCCCACACCAAAUCUUUUUGUCAUCAAUCCAGUCACUGGAGUCAUCAGAAUCAAUGCUGGUGGCUUAGACCGAGAGAAAUAUCCAAAGUACACAUUGGUAGUACAGGCAGCUGACAUGGUGGGUGAAGGGUUGACUGGAGAGGCAAAAGUAAUUCUCACUGUGACGGAUAGCAAUGACAAUGCACCAGCAUUCACCCAGAGCUCGUAUUCUGCAAGCGUGGAAGAAAAUAGAGUGGACUUUAUAGUCCUAAGGAUGACAGUAACAGAUGGUGAUGAGCCACAUUCUCCAGCCUGGAAUGCAAAGUUCAAGAUUGUUGAUGGUGAUUAUGGAAAAUCUUUCACUGUUGAAACUGGAAGCAACAAGAAUGAAGGAAUCAUCACUACUGUCAAGGGUCUGGACUUUGAAAAGAGUAGCAAGCAUACGUUGUUGGUUGCAGUGGAGAAUGAAGUUCCUUUUGCUACUCCAAUGCCCACCGCCACCGCAACCGUGAUCAUAAAUGUGGUUGACGUUAACGAAGCCCCAGUCUUUGAUCCAGUGGAGAAACUUGUGUCUAAGCGGGAAGACCUUCUUGUUGACACUGAUGUGGUGCAGUACACUGCUUCGGACCCAGACAUUGCACGGAAACAGAAAGUCAUGUAUAAAAUUUUUAGUGACCCAGCAGGCUGGUUGAAUGUGGCCAAAGAUACGGGCCUGAUCACAGUGAAGAAUGCCAUGGACAGAGAGUCCAUCUUUGUCAAGGACAACAAAUACACAGCACUCAUUAGUGCAUAUGACGAUGAUGAAGUUCCAGCGACAGGAACAGGCACAUUGGUGAUCCUCCUGGAAGAUGUUAAUGACAAUGCACCCACAAUUGAGGAGCGUGCAUUUAUGGUGUGCAACAAAGAAUCUACUCCUCAGUUGCUGUCGGUGACCGAUAAAGAUGGACCUGGCUUUGCUGCUCCUUACAGAGUCGCGUUAGAGGGCAUGUCAAAGACCAAUUGGACUGCGAGAAUGAACGACUCCAAAACGGGCAUUAUCUUGAACUUGGCCAAGGAGCUGCCAAAUGGAGAGUACACUGUGGUUCUCCGGGUGGCGGACAACCAAGGUUUAGAGCAAGACAGCACAGUUCAGGCCAAAGUGUGCGACUGCACGGGGGAACAAGUGACCUGCAAAGGACGUGUGGCGGGGGGUACCGGCCUGCCCGUUAUCCUGGGUAUUCUGGGAGGAAUCCUUUUGCUUCUCUUGCUGCUGCUGCUACUGCUGCUGUUUGCAAGGCGGAGAAGGGGAGAAAAAAAGGAGCCUUUACUGCAGGAUGAUGACAUCAGAGACAACAUCUAUUACUAUGAUGAAGAGGGAGGAGGAGAGGAUGAUCAGGAUUAUGAUCUUGGUGUUCUCCACCAAGGACUGGAUAACCGGCCCGAGGUGUUCAGAAACGAUGUGAAGCCAAUCUUCCUUACGGCUCCGCAGUACCGACCUCGUCCUGCGAACCCGGAGGAAAUUGGCAACUUCAUUGAUGACAACCUGAAGGCUGCUGACAAUGAUCCUACAGCGCCCCCCUAUGACUCCCUGCUGGUGUUUGACUAUGAGGGAGGUGGCUCUGAUGCAGGAAGCCUGUCCUCUCUGAACUCAUCCCACAGCGGAGACCAGGACUACGACCACCUCGAUGACUGGGGGCCUCGCUUCAAAAAGCUCUCUGACAUGUUCAGGGGAGGAGAUGAUGACGACGACAUGCUGUAAAUGUACCAGAAGGCAAAAUGGAUGCAAGGAUGCACAAGAGAAUGAAUGGAUUGUGCCUCAAUGUGAGGUUCACGUAGGCAUGGACUGAUUAGUUUAAGCAUUGACAUUUAACUGCACAUUCAUGUUGGCAGUAACAGCCACUGCUCGAAAGCCAAAGGAGGCUUGCUGGAUUUUGUCUUGUAGUAAUUGGCCCGUUUGGAAUAGCAACACCUAGUUUCAGUUCCUUUUGGACAUCCAGGUUUGGUACUAAAGUCUUUUUUUGUUUGAUCGAUCGGUGUGUGUAAAAAGCCAUAUUGUCAAUACUGAAUUUUGAGCAGGUAUUUUUGCAAAAGACAGCAUGACCCUAGAAACAUGCAGAUGCACUGGUAAAAUCAAAAGUUGAUUGUGGCAAUAUAUUGUAUGUACUGCUUCAGUUGAAUUAGUUUUUUCAUUCUCACAUUUAGAUGACUCAAUUAUAUAUGACCAAGAUGGGAAAACUACUUUUUUUGUUUUACUUUGUAAUAUAACAAGCUGUUGCUUUGAAAGGUGUAUAUAUAUUAUAAACCUUUUGUUAAAUUUGGAUUUUUAUAAAGUUAUCUUAAAACAA
Molecule: messenger RNA, 3544 nt
Organism: Phyllopteryx taeniolatus (common seadragon)
Lineage: Eukaryota; Metazoa; Chordata; Actinopteri; Syngnathiformes; Syngnathidae
Gene: cdh1
Product: cadherin 1, type 1, E-cadherin (epithelial)
Exons: 18
Coding region: 310-2958 (882 amino acids)
Biological process (GO): cell-cell junction assembly; homophilic cell-cell adhesion; cell morphogenesis
Cellular component (GO): adherens junction; plasma membrane; catenin complex
Molecular function (GO): calcium ion binding; cadherin binding
Source: RefSeq, a predicted model, not a curated record